AUGAAUGACCCAAAAAUUGUCCUGGUCACGGGUUGCGGCAAAGGCGGGAUCGGGUUCGAGUACUGCAAGGCAUUCGCCGAGCACAAUUGCCACGUCAUCGCCACAGACAUUCCUAGUCGUGUCGAUGACAUGGCAGAACUCAAGGAAUCGUUGGACGACAAGAUCGAGACCUUCGGUCUCGAUGUCUCUUCCGACGAGAGCGUACAUUCAACGAUCACAGAUGUCAUCGCCAAGCACGGUCGCAUCGACAUACUAAUCAACAAUGCCGGGAUCGGCAGCACGGGUCCUCUAGCCGAGCUGCCGCUAGACGUGAUCAGAAAGGCAUGGGAGAUCAACUCACUGGGGCAGCUGAGGAUGGUGCAGAGCGUGGUCCCACACAUGGCGUCGCGUCGCCAAGGGACCAUUGUCAACAUCGGGAGCGUGGUGGGCAAAGCGGCGACGCCAUGGGCAGGGUCUUACUGCGCUAGCAAGGCUUAUGUCCAUGCCAUGUCGCAUAGUUUGAGGGUGGAAUUGAGGCCGUUUGGGAUCAAUGUUGUGCUGGUGAUGCCUGGUUCCAUAAAAUCCAACCUUGGCAGGGCGAACACGGAGAAAUUACAGGGGGUUCAUGAUUGGAAGAUUUACAAGGAUUUCAAGGAGGCGAUUGCCGAGCGAGCCAGGGCUUCUCAAGGGCCGAAGGCGACGGAUGCGGCGGUUUUUGCAAGGGAAGUGGCUAAGAGGGUUUUGAGGGCUAAGCCAUCGAAGUUGGUCACGUUGGGUCACAUGACUGGUCUGUUUGCUCUGCUCUCUGCCUCUCCCUUGUGGGUCAGAGAUCUCUUCUUUUCGAGAAGAUUUGGCCUGAACAAAAAGGUUUGA
This is a messenger RNA of Linum tenue, 852 nucleotides long. The record is from the annotation of a GenBank genome assembly. Lineage: Eukaryota; Viridiplantae; Streptophyta; Magnoliopsida; Malpighiales; Linaceae.